AUGGAUGUUCGUAUCAUAGGUCUUCAUAGCAUGGGUGGUAUUGGAAAGACCACCCUUGCUCGUGCUAUAUUUCGAAAGUUUUAUUGUCAUUUUGAAAGUUACUGCUUUCUUAACGAGGUUAGAGAAGAAUAUGAAAGGCAUGGAAUAAUUCAUUUGAGAGAGAAACUUCUUUUUGAGCUGUUCAAAUAUAAAACUUUUCAAAGCAUGGAAUCAAUUCCUAUUCAAGGUAGAUGUCGUCGUACGAAGGUUCUUAUCGUCUUAGAUGAUUUGGAUUCAAUAUUCCAAUUAAACAAAUUAUUACCUAAAGUGUAUGAGUUUGGUGAUGGAAGUAGAAUUAUUAUCACAACUAGAGAUGCACAAGUGCUUAAGUCAAGGGCAGAUAUACUUUACGAUGUUAAGAGGUUAAAUGACUUUAAAGCUCUUAAGCUCUUUUGCUUGCAUGCUUUUGGACAAAAUUAUGAUCUUCCAGGAUAUGAAGCUUUAUCAAAAAGUGCAGCAGGUUAUGCACAUGGAAAUCCAUUAGCUUUUGAGGUCUUGGGUUCUUCCCUUUACUCCAAAAGCAUAAACGAAUGGGAAAGGGCAUUGGAUAAGUUGGAAAUAGAUCCAGACAAGGAAAUUCAAAAAGCGUUGAAAAUAAGUUAUGAUGGAUUAGGUGACAAAAGCAUCCAAGACAUAUUUCUGGAUAUUGCAUGCUUCUUCGAUGGUGAAGUUGACAGAGACUAUAUGGAAAGCAUACUACAUCGCAGUGAGCGUUCUGAUGCGACAAUAGCAAUAAGUGCUAUUCUUUAUGAUGAAAACAAAGAACCUGGAAAUCGUAGUAGAUUGUGGAGGACUAAGGAUAUUUGCCAUGUAUUGGAACGAAGUAUGGGAAGCUCUCGCAUUGAAGGCAUAUUAUUGAAUCAAUCUGAACUUGAAAAAGAUGUAAAUGUGGGGCUUACAACAUUCUCAAAUAUGUGCCAUCUUCGCUUUCUUAGAAUGCAUUUUGAUGGUAUUGGGUAUCUUUGCCAUGAACUUAGAUAUUUUCAGUGGGAUUCAUACCCUCUAAGAUAUUUGCCAUCAAAUUUUAGUCCUAAGAAUCUUGUUGAACUUGUUAUGCGUGGCACCCAACUUGUGGAGCUAUUUGGGAAUGAACACCAGCCCAAUGGGAAGUUGAAGAAGAUGGAUCUUAGUUAUUCUGAGCACCUUAUUAAAAUACCAAAUUUGAGUACGGCUGUAAAUCUUGGAAGUAUAAAUCUUCGAGGUUGUACACGUUUGUUUCAAGUUCCUUCAUUUUUCAGGUAUCUCAAGAAGCUUCAGUUUUUAUAUUUGAGUGAUUGCAUGAAUCUAAAAGAUGGCAUAGAAUAUCUUCCAUUGAAUGUAAAGGAGUUAAGAUUGCGUGGGACAGCAAUAAAAUUAUUGCCUGCAUCAAUGAGUCCUUUUUUGGGUCUCUCAGAUUUAGAUUUAAGUGCUUGUGGCAAUCUGAAAUGUGGGAUAGAAAAUCUUCCAUUGAAUAUAAAGAAGUUAAGAUUGUGUGGGACAGCAAUAGAAGUGGUGCCCUCAUCAAUUGGGUGUCUCAUGGGUCUCUCACAUUUAGACUUGUAUAAUUGCAAAAGAAUUAAAAGUUUACCGAAAAGCAUUUGGAAGUUGAAAUCAUUGGGAUGGCUGGAUCUUUCUAAUUGCCCAAACCUGCAAAAGAUUCCAAAAAUCUUGGAGGAUUGUACAAGUUCAUCAUCUCUUCGAUUUUUAAAAAUUGGUGGUUGUACUGGAUUGAAAUCAAUAAUUGAGCUUCCAUCCUCUUUAACUUGUUUGGCUGCAAAUCACUGCACAUCCCUGAAAACAAUAUCAAGGUGGAGGACUCCAACCACACAAGAUUAUGAUCCCUAA
This is a messenger RNA of Ziziphus jujuba (common jujube), 1863 nucleotides long. RefSeq names its product disease resistance protein RPP2B-like. NCBI's taxonomy places the organism in Eukaryota, Viridiplantae, Streptophyta, Magnoliopsida, Rosales, Rhamnaceae. Gene Ontology annotation, molecular function: ADP binding. Bases 1 to 1863 code for a protein of 620 amino acids. Gene Ontology annotation, biological process: defense response. The record is from RefSeq and is a predicted model, not a curated record. The transcript is spliced from 5 exons.